AUGGAGGUCAUACUAGGUUUUGGGAAGACUGUUAUCCCGUCAGGACCUAAGGUUGUAUGGUCAGCCAACAGGGCUAGCCCUGUCAGGGACAACGCCACCAUUGAGCUUACUAGGCAUGGUGACCUGGUCCCCCGUGAUGCCGAUGGGAGCACGGUCUGGUCAAGCGGCACUUCAGGCAAAUCAGUGGCUGGCAUGGAGAUCACGAAGCGCGGCAACCUGGUGAUGUUUGAUCAGAAGUAUGCCAUUGUGUGGCAGUCAUUUGACCAUCCAACUGAUUCACUGGUCCCCGGGCAAUCACUUAUGGAAGGUAUGAGGCUCACACCUAAUAUAUCUGCAACAAAUUCGACUAAGAAUCAAUGUUAUGUGACUGUACUGCGAGAUGGAUUAUACGGCUAUGUCGAAUCCACACCACCACAGCUCUACUUCUCAUAUCCACCGGUGAAAAAUAAUGAGACUGUAAAUGGACAAACAAAGGUUACGUUCCAGAAUGGCAGCCUUAGUAUCAUUAUACAGGUGCAGAAAAAACCUUAUCAUGUCUGGUCAACACAAAGCACGGACUUGGGUCUUAUGGCUGAUAUCAUGCUGCCACCAUCUCAGUUCAGUCAGUAUAUAAAAUUAGAGUCUGAUGGGCACCUAAGGCUGCAUCAAUGGUCUGAUAAUGAAAAUCGGUGGAUUGAGUCUGAUGUAAUGGAGAUGAUGUCUGGUGAUUGUGCUUACCCAACAGUAUGCGGGGAGUACGGGAUAUGCACGAAUGGGCAGUGCAGCUGUCCACAUGAGAGUAAUACUAAUCCAAACUACUUCAAGCCGGUGGAUGACCGGAAAGCAAAUCUUGGCUGUAAGCCACUGAAUCCAAUCUCUUGUCAGGACAUGCAACACCACGAGCUCUUGAUGCUUACAGAUGUUUCCUAUUCUGAUCAAAGCCACGCCAUUGUGAAUUUAACAAACAGAAAUGAUUGUAAGCAAGCCUGCUUGAAGAACUGCUCCUGCAGGGCUGUUAUGUUCAGGUAUGGUCAGGAAGAUUCCUAUGGUAAAUGUUUCUGGGUAACAAAGGUCUUCUCAUUACAGUCCAUACAACCUGAAGCUGCUCGUUACAACUCCACUGCAUAUCUCAAGGUGCAGCUGAGCCCCUCCAACUCCAGUUCUGCCCCUACUACAAACAAAAGGAAGUUCAUUUUAGCAAUUACACUUCCAACAAGUAUUCUUGUGUUACUUCUCAUUGCUGCCAUUCUUUAUCUGCAAAGGAGGAGGAAGUAUGAAGACAGCGAUGAAGACUCUGAAUUGGAUCACUUAUCAUCAGGAAUGCCAACGAGGUUUUCUUUUGAGAAGUUGAGAGAAUGCACCGAAGGUUUUAGUAAAAAACUCGGGGGAGGUGGAUUCGGUUCUGUUUUUGAAGGGAAACUGGACGAAGAGAGAGUUGCAGUGAAACGUUUGGAAGGUGCUAGACAAGGAAAGAAAGAAUUCUUGGCCGAGGUUGAAACUAUUGGCAGCAUUGAACACAUCAAUCUUAUCAAGCUUAUUGGCUUCUGUGUAGAGAAAUCUCAGAGGCUUCUGGUAUAUGAAUAUAUGUCGAGAGGGUCACUUGAUAGGUGGAUCUACAACUGUCAUAAUAAUGCCCCUUUUGAUUGGUGCACCCGAUGUAGGAUUAUUCUAGAUAUUGCCAAGGGCCUAUGUUAUCUUCAUGAAGGGUGCAGGCGAAAAAUCGCUCAUUUGGACAUCAAACCACAAAACAUUCUUUUAGACGAGAACUUCAGUGCCAAAGUGGCUGAUUUUGGACUAUCUAAGUUAAUAGACAGGGAUCAAAGCAAGGUAGUGACGAUGAUGAGAGGAACACCUGGGUAUCUGGCGCCUGAAUGGUUAACAUCGCAAAUCACUGAAAAGGUUGAUGUGUACAGCUUUGGAGUUGUUAUCUUGGAAAUAAUAAGUGGAAGAAAAAGUAUUGACCGUUCUCGGCCCGAGGAGAAUGUUCAUAUUAUUUAUUUAUUACAAGAAAAGGCUCGAAACAAUCAGUGGAUUGAUCUGAUCGAAAAUAAUAGUGAUGAUAUGGUCUCACGCCAGGAGGAAGUGAUUCAAAUGAUGAAACUUGCAAUGUGGUGCCUGCAGAAUGACAGCAGCCAUAGGCCUUCCAUGUCAACGGUGAUCAAGGUGUUGGAAGGUACUAUAAGCGUUGAAGCUGACAUAAUUCAGAGCUUUCUCAAUGCGAACUCUGCCAUGUCUGUUCAAGAUAAGCCAUACCCAUAUUCGGUUCGUGAAGCAUCUAUCUUAUCUGGCCCACGGUGA
Messenger RNA from Triticum dicoccoides, 2277 nucleotides. Its product is annotated as G-type lectin S-receptor-like serine/threonine-protein kinase SD2-5. The transcript has 3 exons. Lineage: Eukaryota; Viridiplantae; Streptophyta; Magnoliopsida; Poales; Poaceae. Gene Ontology annotation, molecular function: protein serine/threonine kinase activity; ATP binding. The record is from RefSeq and is a predicted model, not a curated record. Bases 1 to 2277 code for a protein of 758 amino acids. Gene Ontology annotation, biological process: protein phosphorylation; recognition of pollen.